CGCCGACGCUGCUGCCUCCCGCGGCGCAGCAUAAAAAUGGGGAGCGGCGGCAUCCGUAACGCCAGGCCCUCCUCCUGGCUCGCCGCCGUGGCCGCCGCUGCCGCACCACCAAUCGCCCACGCCGUCCUCCUCACCUCCGGCCACCUCUCCUCCCGUGCCUCCGCCAACUCCCUCCUCCGCGUCGCCCCCUGCUCCUCCGCCUGCGCGCUCAUCCUCCGCCUCCUGCUGCUCCACCGCCUCCGACCCGACCACAUCUCCCUCUCCUUCUCCCUGCACGCCUGCGCCCGCGUCGUCCCCACCACCAGCCGCUACCCGCUCACGGUCACGGGCCUCCUCCACUCGCUCGCCCUAAGGCUUGGCCACGCCCGCGACGUCUACGUCGCCAACGCCGCCGUAUCCUCCUACUUCGCCGCCUCCGACGUCGCCUCCGCCGACCGUCUCUUCGCGGAGGUCUCCACCGACGUCGCCGACGUCGUCACCUGGACCACAAUGGUCACCGGCCACGCCAGUGCCGGCGGCCUGGGCCGGGCGAGGCACUUCUUCGACGCCAUGUCCGAGCGGAACGUCGUAUCCUGGAACGCGAUGCUGAGCGCGUACGCCCGCGCCGGGAUGCUCACCGAGGCGCGGGACCUGUUCGACGCGAUGCCUACCAGGAACGCCGCCACCUGGAGCUGCAUGAUCAGUGGCCUCGUGCUGUCGGGACGCUGCUGGGAGGCGCUGGGGCUCUUCGGUGACAUGGUCCACAGCAGCGGCAUCGUGCCGAACGAGCCCGCGCUGGUGAGCGUGGUCUCGGCGUGCGCCCAGAUGCGGUCACUGGAACACGGCGCGUGGGUGCACGCGUACGCCGAACAGGAGCUGCAGGGGGCGAUGAGUGUUGUCCUCGCCUCCGCUAUCAUCGACAUGUACGGGAAAUGUGGGGGUAUCCACAGUGCCAUCAGGGUGUUUGCUGCCAUGCCCAUGAGGAACAUCUACUCCUGGAACGCGAUGAUCACUGGGCUCGCGAUGAAUGGUGGCGAACGACAGGCCCUGUCGCUCUUAUGGAAGAUGCAGAUGGUUGGCGUUCAACCAAAUGACAUAACUUUCAUCGGGUUGCUGAGCGCUUGCACCCACUCUGGUCUUGUGAAUGAGGGCCGCCGGUUGUUUGACAGUAUGAUCGAGGACUUUGGGAUACAGCCAUUCCCACAACAUUAUGGUCUUAUGGUUGAUUUGAUUGGCCGCUCUGGUCGUGUCAUGGAGGCCUUGUAUUUCGUCAAGAGCAUGCCCGUGGAGCCACACCCUGGCUUAUGGGGCGCACUAGCUAGCGCCUGCAAGAUGCAUGGCAAGGUCGAGCUUGGUGAGGAGGUUGCCAAGAAGCUCAUUGAACUGGAGCCUCGCCAUGGCAGCCGAUACAUCCUGCUGUCAAACUUGUAUGGCUCUGUGAAUAGAUGGGAUGACAUGGCCUCUGUGCGUAAGAUCCUCAAAAGGCGCAAGGUGCCCAAAGGCACUGGCAAUGCAGUGGUUGGGAUGACAUCGGCAUCCUGUAUGUCGAAUGGUUGAAUGCACUCUCGAUAGUGAUAUGUACAAAUUUGGGACUACUUUUCAUUGAUAGGGGCAUUAAGAUUUUUGCAACGAUUGGAACUGCGGCCAAUGAGAAUUAUGAGAUCGAUGAAGCCUAGAGGAGAAUGGGGCUGAAAAAAGAACUUCUCAAAUAUAAAUGUUUGGUUGAUAUGUCAUCAUAUGCCACCUAAUUGUUUGAACAACACUCAGUAAUUGCAUUUACUGGGAGUGGAAGUGCAAGAAACUAGCAAGAAGUGCAGACUGAUGCGUGAAUACUGAUCAAAGGGGGCUGGAACUCGAGAACAAUGAGUGGUGUAGUAUGAUCAGUUCAGAGUUAGGCAAUUCAGUUAGUGCAAGGAUAUUUCAAAUUAGUUACCCGACCUCUUUUUUUUAUUGCAUAUUGAUAUCUAGAAUAAGAUCGAUCCAAAUCACUUGAAUGCUAAUUUUGUC
Molecule: messenger RNA, 1986 nt
Organism: Zea mays
Lineage: Eukaryota; Viridiplantae; Streptophyta; Magnoliopsida; Poales; Poaceae
Exons: 1
Coding region: 37-1536 (499 amino acids)
Biological process (GO): RNA modification
Molecular function (GO): protein binding; RNA binding
Source: RefSeq, marked provisional